Molecule: messenger RNA, 1590 nt
Organism: Sardina pilchardus (European sardine)
Lineage: Eukaryota; Metazoa; Chordata; Actinopteri; Clupeiformes; Clupeidae
Gene: pde5aa
Product: phosphodiesterase 5A, cGMP-specific, a
Exons: 15
Coding region: 1-1590 (529 amino acids)
Biological process (GO): signal transduction
Molecular function (GO): protein binding; 3',5'-cyclic-GMP phosphodiesterase activity
Source: RefSeq, a predicted model, not a curated record
AUGUUCACCACGCUCUCCGAGAUCUCCGAUCUCACCCCGGAACAUGCGGCCUCCGUGGUCCCCUCGUGUGAUGCGGUCCCCCAGGCGAGCAGGCCCGUGUGGACGCCGGGCCUCCUGCGAGUGGAUGGUGGAGAUGAUGGGUGGCGCUCCGUGUCGCCAGGGGAAUGUGAUGUCAACAAGAUAAGCCUUGCAUAUGCUGCUCACGUCAAAACCACACUCGAAACACUUAAUGUGGCCAAUAUCUCCACGGACUCCAAUAUCCUUGUGCUUGACCAGACAACAGAGGAGGCAGGUGAUGAGAUGAGGACUCUAGUCUGCACACCUGUCAGGAAUGGACGCGAGGGCAAAGUUAUAGGAGUGUGUCAGCUUGUCAACAAGCAGAGUGAGGGAGCCUGCAGGGCGGAAGUGUUUGGCCGAGCAGAUGAGCGCCUCCUGGAGGAUUUUUCCCUGUACUGCGGCCUGGGCCUCCAGAACUAUGAAAUUCAACAGAAGGCACAGUUGACCAGGGCUCAGCAGGAAGUGACACGAGAGGUUUUGUCCUACCACAUGUCUGCAUCAGAGGACGAGAUUAUGACCUUGCAGGUGAAUGACCUGUUUGAAUAUACAGAGUCCUCCAUCCCCUCAGCACAGACCCUCUCCCUUCUGGACUUCAGCUUCAGUGAUUUUGGCCUGCCAGAUACAGUCACGACACAGGCAACAGUCCGCAUGUUUCUGGACCUCAAUCUAGUGCAGGACUUCAAUAUUGACUACAAGAGUCUGUGCCGCUGGGUCCUGAGCGUGAGGCGCGGCUACAGGCGGGAUGUGGCCUAUCACAACUGGCACCAUGCCCUCAGCACUGCCCAGUGCAUGUUUGCCAUGGUGAAGGCAACGAGUCAUCUGCAGAAACAUUUUUCAAGUCUGGAGAUUUUGGCUCUGAUGAUUGCCACCCUCUGUCACGAUCUUGACCACAGAGGAGUCAGCAACUCUUACAUAGCACGGAGCCAGCAGCCUCUUGCUCAGCUUUAUGGCCACUCGUCAUUGGAACAUCAUCACUAUGACCUGUGUGUCCUAAUCCUCAACAACCCAGGUAGUGAGAUUCUGAGUGGUUUAUCUCAGGAGGACUAUCGACGAUGCCUGCAAAUGGUUGAGAGAAGCAUUCUUGCCACAGAUCUGGCUCUCUAUAUGAAGAGGAGAGACGCGUUCUUCCAGCUAGCUGAGAGAGAGACUCUCUCCUGGCAUGAUCAGGAGCACAGAGAGCUGCUGAGCUCGAUGCUAAUGACGGCGAGUGACAUCUGUGCUAUCACAAAGCCUUGGCCCGUUCAGAAGAGGACUGCCAGUCUUAUUACUUCAGAAUUCUUUGCCCAAGGGGACCGUGAGAAAAAUGAAUUCAACAUCAGACCCAUUGAUGUGAUGAACAGAGAGAACAGCACUCGUGUACCGCAUAUGCAGAUGGAAUACAUUGACGGGAUUUGUGCACCCUUGUACAAGGCUCUUGCUGGAAUGUUCGACUCUUGCAAUCCAUUAUUUGAGGGCUGCAUGAAAAAUCAUGAAAACUGGCAGCGCAUGGCACAGGGAGAAGAGGACGAGGUGUUUGAUGCUGGAGAGGAAUGA